Messenger RNA from Camelina sativa (false flax), 1189 nucleotides. The record is from RefSeq and is a predicted model, not a curated record. Lineage: Eukaryota; Viridiplantae; Streptophyta; Magnoliopsida; Brassicales; Brassicaceae.
GUUGUGCAUGAUCAGGCAAGAUGGGCAAUAAUGGCAGCCAUGGAACGAAGACUUGCUGUUGCUAAAGCUCAGGUUCUUCUUCAACUACAACACAAGAAUGACAAAAGACAACAACAAGAUGGGAACUUCUGAUGUACAUGUCUCUUCUAAACAACCACUUCAAGCUGAUUCACUACCUACUACAACCUCAAAGACUUCAAUUAGAAAAGAUCCCAAGGAGGAUGAUUAUGUUGCAUAUACAAAAUUGUCACAUCCCGUUGAUGAGAAUUUGUUGGCAACCAAUGUUAAGUUUUCUAGUGCAAAGGGAACUAUAGUAGACAAGGUUCUGCAUAACCUCCUCCUUCGAAGCGGUGACUCUGCUCAAAAGUACUUGCAAGGUUCUAAAAGUGUGAAGCUGGACAACUAUAUCCUCCUUGACAAAUUUGUACAGUCGCGUCCUUCAGCCUCUGGUUCUAAAAAGACAUCAUCACAGAAGGAUUCAAAACGUUCUAAGACCCGUAUGUCUAUGAAACGACUCGAGAAGUCUGGUGCUUUGCAUAUGCCAGAAUAUCUCCAAAAGUUUGAUUUGUUUAAGCCAAUUCAUGGUAUGUGGGAAAGUUACAUGACACAACUCAUCAAGGUGGCCGGGAAGAUUCAAUUAGCCUCAACUCUUCUCUCAGUAGAUCUUCAUGGUGCUUUCAUGUUUGUUGCUGAGUGCAAGAUAGCAUCAUUCAUUGGUGUGCAAGGCAUAAUGGUGCGUGAGACAUCCAAAACAUGUGGAAUAAUCACAAGAGACGACAAAUUUCGAGGUAUCUUAAAGCUUUUUCUCCAUCUAUUCGUCAAAAAGGUUUUAUUUUAUCUUCCCAAGCCUAGCUUAGUUAUUGUAAUCAAUCUCAUACGGUUGUACCUAAGAAUCACUCUGUCUUCAUCAUCUAACUUGACUGCUGGAAAAUUACUUUACUUGGGGACAAGUUUACUUCAAGAGAAAAGAUUGUUCAACGAUGAUGCUGCAAUGAAGCAUUGGCCUUGAAAGAAGGUCUCAUGGUUGGGAUCUCGUCGGGAGUUAACACCGUGGCAGCAAUUAGACUGGAGAAAAUGCGGAGAACAAAGGCAAACUCAUUGUGACGAUUCAUGCGAGCUUUAGAGAGAUAUAUCUGUUUCAGUCUGUUCUGUUUGAUGAGAAGCAUAAGAGAUGCAGCCAGUUUCAGUC